This is a messenger RNA of Heterostelium album PN500, 5148 nucleotides long. RefSeq names its product calcium-binding EGF-like domain-containing protein. Gene Ontology annotation, biological process: sexual reproduction. The transcript is spliced from 12 exons. The record is from RefSeq and is a predicted model, not a curated record. Lineage: Eukaryota; Evosea; Eumycetozoa; Acytosteliales; Acytosteliaceae. The coding region runs from base 1 to 5148 and encodes 1715 amino acids.
AUGUUAAAUUUUUGUUUAGGUUAUAAUCCUGAUUUUUAUUAUGAAAUACAAGCACCCGAAACAUUUGUUUCGAAAUAUUAUAAUUAUAAAAGUCCAACACAAUGUUUUCUAACAACAUUAUUAGUGGUACCUGCUAGUACACAGAUAUCACCAUCGGUUGGUUCAUAUGGAUAUUCUUCUUACAAUGGAGAUGGCAGUAGGGUGAUUGGUAAUAUUAAUUUCGCUCUGCCACCUGGUGACACUACUCUAAGUUAUACAGCCUUAUUUAAUAGCUCGAGUCAAACCUAUCAAGUCGGUACUUUUAAUUGUCAAUAUACUCUACCAACAGUAUUAAGACAAUCACUUUCAUAUGUUUAUGGAGGUAGUCAAACGAUUUAUCAGAUAUUCGUCAAGUUGAGUGUUCCCAAAGAUGCAAUAAUUCAAUUUUUCAACUAUAGUUGUAUGUUUCAAAGUUAUCGAUGUCUAAUCUCCCCUCAUUCCACUUUACCAGGAAAUAAUUGGUUUACUGUGAUCAUUUACUUGAAUAAUGAUGAUAUUUCAAAAGCAGAUAAUCUCGAUAUCAACAUUAUAACAUCGGGCAACCCAACCCCAAUUUUAAUGAAAUUUAAUCUUCCUUUCUAUAACAAUACAAGAACAACUCAAAUUCAAUCGAUAUCAAAAGGUGAAACAAUCACACGUUUCACACGUUACAAUACCAUUUUGAGAAUAGACAAUUUAAAUUCUCUAAUCUACAAAACUCCUAUUGAUAUAGCAAUCAAUCGUAUCGAUAUGUUUACAACAACUUUUGUUCCAAGUAUGCUCUCGGGUGCAGCAAUAACGAACCAAAAGGAUAAUGAUUUAAUUCUUUAUAUACUAAAUGUCCAGUUCUCUACCAAUUUGCUUCCUAUUAAUCCUGUUGUAUCCUUUAAUUAUGACAGGCAGGUAGAGUUUCCGUUUGGAUUCACAAGUGCUUCCUAUCCAGAUCCAUCAUUAAAAUACCUCUUUAAUAUGGAUACAAUGACCAUAUAUAAUAUAAUUGUCUCUGGUACAUACCUUGAUGUGAGUUAUACGAUUCAAUAUGGUGACAAUAGUACAUAUCUUUCAACCAGAUACCAAGGUUGGGGUACAUUAUAUCCAAGUUAUACUUAUCCUUAUAAUUAUAUAACUUCAUAUCGAAUCGAACCACUAAAUAGUAGAAAGUUCAUCGUAACACUGGAUUUUACAUCUUCCAAUGAUGCUGGUCUAAAGACAAUAAAUAUCUAUAAUCAGCGAAUAGAUAAUUCAAAUUUGAUUAAAGGAAAUCUCAAUGUUGGAACAGUUGAAGCUUUAAUAGAUAUACCUACUUUCCGUAUGGAAAAGGGAUAUAGUCAAUCUUCAUAUGGUCAAAUGUUGACAACCUUGGCUUUCGAUACCGAAUUUAUAAAUGUGCAGGCUGAUUCCAUUCCUGCUGUCCCUUCAUUCCUCAAAAUAGUUACCGUAGAAGAGUUGACAUAUUGGAGAUUUGAACCAAACAAUAUUGACGUUUCGAAUGGACCUGGAUAUACUACACUGGUUUAUAAUUAUUCAAAUUCUCAACCAACCGAUACUCCAUCUAUUCUUAUCUCGCUGAGACCUUAUUUACCUGUUAUCCAAGAAUACGAUGACAACAAUUUAUUCUUUGGAUAUUACAAUGAAACUACCAAGCUAUUCAACAUCCCAAUCGUCCUAAGAGAGAAACUUUUCACAAGAUCACUCUAUUAUAAUUUGACAUCAGCACCAAAUCCAAUUGCAUCAACAAUGAUCCAUAUGAAGUUUGGAAAUGAUGCUCUUUUAAAUGUCACCUCAAAAUAUGCUGAUGAAAUGGGACCUGUAAUUAAUAAUAUCAUUCAAUAUCCAAAUGGUGUGGUGAAUAUUGAUAGUUCGGAAACAAUGAAUAUUGGAUGGAGUUUUACAAUCACUGACGAACCAAGUGGAUUUUACAUUGGAUAUGCUUUAGUUUACUCAGACUUGGAUCCAAUUCCGUAUAAUAUCAGUUUCAACUCUUCCAAUGCCAUUAAAGGAAAUGAAUUCAAAGGAGAAUAUUCCAUCACGAUCCCAAUCAAUGGAAAUUGUCGAACAUCAACCUAUCGAAUCCAUUUCAUGCUUUAUGAUAAGCUUGGAAAUCUUGCCAACUCUGUCCCAGUAGAAUCGAAAGUAAACUACAUCAAUCCACUCUACAAAUUCUACGGAAAUGCAUCAACCGAAUCAUUACUCUAUAUUUUAGUAAAUUGUUCCAUGAUAGUAGAUCUCGAUCCACCAAAAUUAAUAUCUUUAUCUGUCAUUACCACAGCUAUUGAUGUUUCUUCAAGCGAUAGAAGAUUCUCUGCCAAAUUCACAGUUAAAGAUAGUUUUUCUGGAAUUUCAAAGGAUCCAAAGGAUUAUCCUUAUGUUUAUUUCAUGGACUAUUAUGCCGAUGUCAGAAAGAUACAAUCACAAUUGAUUGCAUUCUCCGAAGAUGGAUUGUCUGCUACUUUCAAAGUUGAAGGUGAGUUACCCUAUGGAUUUGGUAUGAAAGGAAUACUGCUUCUAUCUAUCUAUGGUAUAGUUGAUAAUCAUAGAAAUCUUGGUGGAGUUUCUUCAACUCAGUUGAAAGACCAAUUGCUUACAUACUAUAUCCGUACUGUAUUUUCAUUUACACCAUACUUGGAGUCGUCCGAUCGAAUAACCGGAAAUGGUGGAAAUAUAUAUGUCUAUGGUAAAAAUAUGGGACUGCAAAACGACACGGUUGUUUGUUUUGUAAACUAUGGUGUUGGAUACGUUCCAACUAAAUUUAUUUAUCGAUCAUCAAGUGUUUUCCAAAUUAAUUUGCAAAACGUUACAUCAAAAUCUAUUACUAUCCACAUCAACUUGAAUCAACAAAAAGAUUCAAAUCAACUAGUAGUUAAUGUUGGUGAGGCACCAGUGGAACCAAAUAUACCAGUUCUCAGUUGCCCAGGUACACCACAGUGUUCGAAUAAUGGAGUCUGUCAGACUUCAACAGGAGAGUGCAAAUGUAAUUCACUUUGGAGUGGUCCAGAUUGUAAUUCCAGAAUCACAAUGGUUCCACCACCAAUCACACAACCCGAUCAACCAUCAGCCACCAAUGUCAUUGAUACCAAAGAUAUUUUCAGCAAUAUUUCAAUUCAUUCAUUGAGAGAAUUGUCAGAAACCGGUCAAGUCAUCAAGACAUAUUUACUUCAGAAUUGGACACGAACCAAUUCAUCAGAUGACACCAGAUUAUCUUAUCGAUAUACAAAUGAGAUUCCAUUGGUUACCAAUGUAUCGGUUAACAUUGAAUACUUUACAAAAGAAACAGAAAUCACAUUUGCAAACAAAGAAUUGAUCAUGCUUCCAUCAACCAUUAAAUAUACAAUCAAUCUUUCAACAUUCAACUUUACAAGCAAACUCAAUACAUUACAAUUGGUUAUGUCAGCAACCAUUGGAACAAGUUCAUCAUCAUGUUCAUUGAAAUCAUUCAACAAUGACACCAAAAACAUUCAAUGGAUAAAGUUGAAUAUCGAUCAACAAUCACUUUAUGGAAAGUUCCUUGAUGUUGCAGAGAUCGAUGGAUUCACAACUGUCAUUUCAAACACAUUAUUGGAUUCCGAAUUCGAAACGAAAGACACAUCAUCACAACUCCAAACUUAUAUUGGAAUCAAUAUUCCCAACUACGAGUACACAACCAUUAUAGAUCCAGACUUUUCGAUGCUCAUUGAUUCAGAUCCACUUCAAUCAUCACAAUGUAACGAACACUCUGACAAUGGUGGAUUAAACAAAGCAAUAAUCAUUGGAAUUGUUGUUGGUUGUGUUGCGUUUUGUAUCAUAGUUGUUGCACUCAUUGUCAUCAUUCCAAAAUUGAACCUUUAUAAAGGUUCGACAAUUCAAGAUACUUCAUUCUAUAAUAAUAUAAACAAUACUCUUAUUCCAAAAUAUAAUUCCUUAAGAAAUGUUGAUAAUUGCUCUACAAGUGUAGCUAUAGUCGUUCCAAAAGAUUCCUUUUUCAAUUCUAGUUCCCUUUUGUCACAAUCUAGACCAACCUAUAUUUUUAACGAAACAUCAACUAUCUUUUAUCUAUAUAUAAAUGUUGAAGUUAGCCAAACAUACAUAACUUUAACACAGAAAAUAGCCGGCAAUUUUAUUCAAGAUAUUAAUAUUGGACCCCUACAAUGUUUGCCAUACGUUCAACGUGAAAUAAUUUCGCAAUCACAGAUUUAUCCAACAACAGCAACACUUCAAUUUCAACAAUUUAUCAAAUUAAAUGUUCAAAACGACACUGUAGUUCUUGAUUCAAGUUAUCGAUGUUCUGUUGUCUACUCUGAAUUGACAUCAUGUGUAAUUCAAGUAUUUGACUGGAUGCCUACUGGUUGGUUAAGUAUAACCUAUCGAUUUGAAAAUCAAUAUACGCUUCUAGGAAAUUAUUCAAUUAACAUAACUUCAAGCAACGGUGAAGUGAUCAGUCAACCUAGAAUUCAAUUACAAUUACCAUUUACAUCUAAUAUCAGAACUACCGAUAUUCAAUAUGUUUCAAUCGGAAUAACAGAAUCAAAGACACAAAUCUUUAGUUUGAUUGCUCAGAUAGCCAAUUUGAAUUCGAUUGUAUGCAACAGAGGAUCUGUACAAGUAAUUUUGACCCCUGUGAAAGGAAGCCCUGCCAAUGGUCUUUAUAAUAUCUUCACUAAACCCGAAAGUGUACAAUAUGGAGACUAUUAUCUAAACAUCCAAGAUUCAAGUUUUAGUUCGAAAUUUUUAUUCUCUUGGAAAACACUUUCAACAUCAGGAAGCAAUAUGACAUCUUUGACCUCCAAAGAUAUUGCAAAUGAUAUCUACCGUUUUACUUUCUCACUCAUCCUCAGUAACAUUUCCAUGAGUCCUUUUCAGAUAGACUAUUUUUAUGUAACAAAUCCUCUACAAUUCAAUUCAUAUUCAUUUCCGUUUGGAUAUAGAUCUUUAAAUAACCAGUAUUCAUUCACUUUGGAAUCAAUGGUCGAUAAAUAUUAUACCAGAGCAUUGAGUAGUAAUAUUACAUCUCUGAAUUUAUAUACUACCUAUAACACAUUUAGAUCUUUCAAUAAAUUUGAUUUCGAACGUUGGGACAAUAAUACUAAUAAUACUGGUAAGUUUGAUAACUUUUUAUACACAUAUUUCAGACAUCACAAUGAUUCCUUUGGUUAA